Macrobrachium nipponense is the source of this 3476-nucleotide messenger RNA. RefSeq names its product T-box transcription factor T-A-like. The record is from RefSeq and is a predicted model, not a curated record. Gene Ontology annotation, molecular function: RNA polymerase II cis-regulatory region sequence-specific DNA binding; DNA-binding transcription factor activity, RNA polymerase II-specific. The transcript is spliced from 7 exons. Gene Ontology annotation, cellular component: nucleus. NCBI's taxonomy places the organism in Eukaryota, Metazoa, Arthropoda, Malacostraca, Decapoda, Palaemonidae. Bases 379 to 2202 code for a protein of 607 amino acids. Gene Ontology annotation, biological process: positive regulation of DNA-templated transcription; mesoderm formation; heart morphogenesis.
AGAUCACCCGGGCGGCCUUACGUCGUCCCGGAGGCCAGUUUGACCUGGCAGAAGUGCCUUUGGUAGUGACCGAGAAGGACCUUUCUUGACUACUUCAAAGCUUCUGGUUCAGUUAGAGAGAGCGAGUGAGCGUCUGAGAUCCCCUGAGAGUUAAUCGAGUGCUUGAAAGAGGCGUCCUUGGAAAGGCUCCUGGCUGACAGGUGUCCUGUUGGCGCCUCUUUGGGGAGAAGCACUCGAGUGCGCGGGUGCUCUGUCAAGCGCCUCUGCCAGACUCACUUGAAGGGUCUUCCUUCCGAGAGGAGGUAGCUGUCGCUCGAAGCUGAUUCGGUUUGAGUGCCACCUUCUGCAGACUGCACGUAGGCCUAGUUGCCAACUCGAAUGCGCAUCGCAAUAUCGGAGACCGUGAACUUCCCGCUGAUGAAUCCCGACCAAGGAGGAGUCCUUUCAGGACUCGUCAAACUGGAGGAUAUACCGAUGAUGCAGCCGGAUCCCCGCAAUCUCCCACAACCACACCCUCACCCACACCCUCAAGAGGAGAAUGGAGAACAGCGCGAGAACCCAUUGGUCACCUUGAUGGAUACCGACCUAUGGACUAAGUUCAGCAACGCCGUCAACGAGAUGAUUGUGACCAAAAGCGGAAGGCGCAUGUUCCCAGUGGUGAAGCUCAAAGUGACCGGACUGAAUCCCCAAGCCAUGUACAGCAUGGUCCUGGAGUUCGUUCAGCUCGACAGUCACAGAUGGAAGUACGUGAACGGCGAGUGGACCCAGGGGGGCAAGCCCGAGGCACCCCCGCCCCACCCUUUCUACAUCCAUUCGGAUUCGCCCAAUUUCGGCCACCACUGGAUGAAGGACCCAAUCUCUUUCGCCAAGGUCAAGCUGACCAACAAACAGACGGAGCAGAAAACGCUGAUCAUGCUGAACAGUCUCCACAAGUACGAGACACGUCUGCACAUCGUCAAGAUCUCGCCCAAAGCUGAGCGCGUGUGCAUCAAGAGCUUCUCUCAGUGCCAGUUCAUCGCCGUCACCGCCUACCAGAAUGAGGAGAUCACCUGCCUGAAGAUCCGGCACAAUCCGUUCGCGAAAGCUUUUCAGGACUCCAACGAGAGGGCCAAGAUGAACAACGCCUCUCGCAUCAUAGCCACCUACGCCCACGCCCAAGCAGGGCACUGCCACGCCGCCGUUGCUGCCCAUCACGCCCAAGCAGCGGCAGCAGCUUACCCGCAUCACGCCCACCCAGCUGUGCAUGCCGGCCAACCGCAUUACCCUCAUCACGCCCACGCUGCACCCGCAGCUGCCGUUCACGCGGCACACCAGGGCCACCCCCAGCAGAUGGGCUUCUUCCCGCCGGGCGGGUCAGGGCUGGUGGCGGGGGGCGUGGCCUUCGGUCAGACUCCUCCCCCGACACUCCCUCUGGCCCACGGGGCGCUGUCAUCUCGGCACGGCAUCCGGGCUAAUCACCGAGCGGUUCCCUACACGUCGCCUAGCCCCAGGGCCACCCCGGCUAUCACCCCACCCACUGGACAUCAGCAGGCAGGUAAUUCACUGGCAACCGAGUGGAAACCUUCCGCCUACUGGAGCCAGCACCCCCAGUACCAGCAGGCAGCGGCAGCAGCAGCAGCCCAUGCAGGUAACCUCAACGCGAAUGCUUCCGCCCAUUUGCAGUGGAACGCAUACACCUACCAAGGCGUCGCCCAUCUGCAAGAAUACCAACAGUAUGAACAGCAGGCAUCGGGCGGGUUGUCAUCAAUCAACAACCCGACUCCUUCAACCUCAGGUAUGGCAUCUGCCCACAGUUCGCACCAACCAUAUUAUGACGUCAUGAGCGUCAGCCACGCAGGGUAUUCCGAUGCCUUCAACAGUCAGUACGCUCAGCCGACGGCGUCCGAGUCUCCUGAAGGACUCGCUGCCCAGGCAGCAGCAGUGUCCCAUGACUAUGGGGUCGUUAGCCCACGAAUGCAAGAGAAUUCCCCCGAUCACCACAGCAACCACGGGGGCUCCCCUCACUCUGGGGGUUCACCUCCCAUGGGCGGUGUCCCCCAGCUUGCCACGCACCAAAUCCUAAUGUCCGACAUCAACUACGCCCAAACGGGCAUGUCCAACGCACAAAUGCAGCCAGUGCACAUAAAGCCUGAACUCAUGAGUAACUACGAUCACAACGGACAAAGGUGGAGCCCACUAUCACCGCCCGAUUCCACACAGUAAUGGAUCCCCAAUCAUCCCCAAUCCUCCUCCAUCUCGCCUUUCCAUUCUUCAUCAAUCAUCGCCACACUUAACCGAAUUCCAAUGCCAAUACAAUCACCCCGUAAUCCUCCCGAUAUCUGUUGUUUGUACAUUUUCUCAUCGUGGGAUCAUGGGCGGCAUCUGCGUACAACAUUUCACCUCAUCCUUGAUCAAAGAUCUCUCAAUCAUCACACUCAAUGUUACCAUCACUGACAGUUCUGCCAGAGCUAAAUCACUCUCCCAGGGAGAAACUGAUCCAUUUUCGAAAUGGUUCGAUGUUUCAGAAUCGGAAGAUUCCUCGAGUUACUGGCUGACUCGAGUCUCCAUACAUUCACUGGAAUGUAUCUUAAAUCGCAGCUGUAGGACGGAUGUCUUGGCUGCAGUCAGUCUUUCAUUAGUAUAUUGGUAAAAUUUACAGUACCUUAAGAGUUUAAAAUUAAAAAUUAAAAAAAAAAAUUAAAAAUUAAAAAUCACAAAAAAAGAAAUUACGAGACGAAGAGAAUGAUUGAAUGUAAAGAAAUGCUAAACAAUGAUGCUAGAAGCAAAUUAAACAUUAAAAACGACUUCUUUGAAAAGUGCAUAAUUGUGAUUUUUAUUCCAUAAGCAACAGCUAUUAAAUGCACUCGAAUAUACAAAUAUUUUUAUGCAAUGAGAAACUUAAACUCCUUCCUUAUUAAACCAGCACUUCAUUGGUUUACUUUGGCAAUGAAUGAAAUGAUAUUUAGAGUUCUAACAAAUUAUGCAAAGGUGUUAAAAUGACCUACGACAGACAAUUCAAUUACCCUCAGUCUCGCUAUGUGCAUACUGUGUAUGCAGGACCCAUCUCUCAACAUUCAGCUAUUCAUGAGCUUAACUGGGAUGUGCCUUAUACUGUAUUGUGCAAAUUUGGUUCAUAAGUUUGUACAGAAACAUAUUGCGCUACCUCUCUCACUUCUUUUAUGGGGGGAUGGGUCUUAUUAUGAUGAUGAUAAAAGAACAAAUUCUUUUUUGUUCUGAAAUUGGAUUUUAAUCAAUUUUUGAUAGAUUACCUACGGGUAAAAAUUUGGACACCAUUCUGUUCAUUCAGAAAUGGGCCAGAUUCUCUCUUUCUCUCUCUCUCUCUCUCGCUCUGAGACACAUGGACACACACACACACACACACACACAUAUAUAUAUAUAUGUAUAUGUAUGUAUAUGUAUGUAUGUAUGUAUGUAUGUAUAUAUAUAUAUAUAUUUAGAACAAGGAUCACUUAUAAAUGGAAAUUUAAAAUACUUAG